Molecule: messenger RNA, 1942 nt
Organism: Vicia villosa (hairy vetch)
Lineage: Eukaryota; Viridiplantae; Streptophyta; Magnoliopsida; Fabales; Fabaceae
Product: glucan endo-1,3-beta-glucosidase 14-like
Exons: 3
Coding region: 592-1785 (397 amino acids)
Biological process (GO): carbohydrate metabolic process
Cellular component (GO): plasma membrane
Molecular function (GO): hydrolase activity, hydrolyzing O-glycosyl compounds
Source: RefSeq, a predicted model, not a curated record
ACUGUUGGAUUGCAGAUAAGGUGAUCUCUACAAAAUCUAUGUACUUGGAUAUUUUACUUUCUAUUCCACAAUAAAUGAAAUCAUAAAACCAGCAAUAAUUUUAUGAUUACAAAUAAGAGAACUAAUUCUUAUUUAGUUUAUUUUCCACAUGUGUUUCUUACCUUAUUUAGUUGUCUCAAACCAAACAUUCAAUUGUUCUGCAUGUCCUGUUAUACAAGGUAAAAAAACAACCUUAAUCCAUGAUGCUACGAAAGGUAUUAGUGACCCUUUUACAUGUCCUUCAACAAGAGUAAAAAGUAUAAAAAGGUAUACUUUAAGAAUGAGUUAAAGGUCUAUGAAAGGAAGAAUCUAUUCUCACCUGAAGAAAAAACCCUUUAGUUAAAUUGCAACCAUCUUUUGUUUAAGGCUAAGAAUCAUAUUCAAAACAUGUUAUAAUAAUCUAUCAUAUUUUGAAGAAAAGUUAAGAAUCUUUAGUUAGAUUAUGACAAGAGGAAAAGUUUUCUUACGUUUUCUUGAACUUUAUUGAAUUACAUAAUACAAGAGAGCACCUUCAUACUUUCUACCAAGUGGAAUAUCUUUUUCAUUCUUAAUAUGCUUAGAGUUCAACAACAAAUGGUCUUCUCUUCCUCAUUUUCAUUCUUUCUUUGGCUUCUCAUUUUAUCAGCAACAUUUUCUCUAGUUUUAGGGAACAAAGCAUUUAUAGGAACAUAUGGAGUAAACUAUGGAAGAGUAGCUGAUAAUCUACCUCCCCCAGAAAGUGUGGUUACACUUCUCAAAGCAGCAAAAAUAAGAAAUGUAAGAGUCUAUGAUGUUAAUCCUCAAGUCCUAAGUGCUUUCAAAGGAUCUGGAAUAUGUCUAAGUGUUUGUCUUCCUAACGAACUCUUAACCGACAUCGGCGUCGCUGAAGACCGCGCCAUGAGUUGGAUCAAAGACAAUGUCCAACCCCAUCUUCCAGGCACAAAAAUUUGUGGCAUUGCUAUAGGAAAUGAAAUCCUAGGAGGAGGAAGUGUUGAGCUUUGGGAAGCUUUACUUCCAGCAGCAAAAAACAUUUAUAGUGCACUUGAUAGACUUGGUUUAGCACAUCAAAUCGAAGUUUCGAGUCCGCAUUCAGAAGCCGUGUUUGCAAAUUCAUAUCCUCCAUCUUCAUGCACAUUUCGAGAUGAUAUAAUCCCUUACAUGAAACCACUUUUACAAUUCUUUUCACAAAUUGGAACACCUUUUUAUAUAAAUGCAUACCCUUUUUUGGCAUAUAAAAAUGACCCUUCACAUAUUGAUAUAAACUAUGCCUUGAUGAAGAAGAAUCAUGGAAUUUAUGAUAAUAAGAGUAAGCUACAUUAUGAUAACAUGCUUGAUGCACAAAUUGAUGCUUCUUAUUUUGCAUUGGAGAAAUUUGGGUUUGAUAAAAUGGAAGUUAUUGUGAGUGAAACUGGUUGGGCUUCAAAGGGUGAUGAUAAUGAAGCUGGAGCAAAUGUGAAAAAUGCAAGGACUUAUAAUAAAAACUUGAGAAAGAAGUUAAUGAAGAGAAAAGGAACACCUCAUAGGCCUAAAAUGUUGGCUAGGGCUUAUGUAUUUGCUUUGUUUAAUGAGAAUUUGAAACCUGGACCAACUUCAGAAAGAAAUUUUGGAUUGUUUAAACAUGAUGGAAGUAUUGCUUAUGAUAUUGGAUUCACUGGACUUGUUCCUUCAUCAGCAACAUCAUCUUUCCUCUCCUUUAAGGGUAUUGGCGCUUCGUAUGUGAUGGUUUCUUCAAGUUGUAUGGCAAUUCUUCUUCUUCUAGCAUUGUAAUAAGUCAAAAGGUUAAAGAUACAAGAGAAUUGAGUUAGUGAUUCUUUGAACCAUGUAACAAUUUUUUAAACACGUUGAAUGUAUGGAAAUUCCAAGACAAAUUGUUAGAUAUUUCAUUGUAUAGAUAUUGUAUCAUUGUAUAUUUUUAUUUAUUACU